Cornus florida is the source of this 1990-nucleotide messenger RNA. RefSeq names its product F-box protein SKIP22-like. Gene Ontology annotation, molecular function: protein binding. Lineage: Eukaryota; Viridiplantae; Streptophyta; Magnoliopsida; Cornales; Cornaceae. The coding region runs from base 343 to 1812 and encodes 489 amino acids. The record is from RefSeq and is a predicted model, not a curated record. The transcript has a single exon.
UAAUGUAUUUAUAUGAAAAAAGAAAAAAGAAAAAAAAGAGUUAUAUUUACCAUUUAAACAUUAGGUUAGAGAUUUAUCUCACAUAAAAUAUAAUUAAGAAAUUGAUUGAAUAUACAUAUGAACGAUAUUAACUCACGUAGAAUUGCAAAGCACCCAUCUACUACAAUUACUAUUAGAGUUAGGAGUUAGGACCCAAUAUUUGAUCCUAAGCAUACCCCUUUUGGGUACGAUUGUUUUUUCACUUUUCCCGCAAACAGCUUUCCGCUCGAGUUUGUUACUCUCCUUUCGCCUCCCAGAGUCACGGUUUCUCCCAAAUUCUUUCUUGAAUUCAUAAUCCACACCAUGAAACUGAUGCUCAGAUCAUUUGAAACCAAAGUAACCCUAAGAAUCGAAGUCCCCAAUUCAUGCUCUCUCCAACACCUCAAAGCUGUAAUUCUUCAGAGAAUCUCUUCUUCCUCUUCCAUACACCUCUCUCUCAAUCGGAAGGACGAGCUUCAUGGUUCAUCUCAACACACUCUUCAGUCUCUAGGUAUCAUCUCUGGUGAUCUUAUCUUCUUCACUCUCAACCCUAAUGGGUUUUCCUCAAAAACGCAAAUAGCCCAAGCCCAUACCCCUCCUCAAGAACCCAAUUCGGAACACACUCAGAAUUCACAGAAAGCCCCAACAACAGAAACCAAUUUACAGGAAGAACGUGUUUCCACUACUGAAACCCUAGGUAAACACGAAACCCUAGAUUUUGAAUCUGGGGACGGUGAGAUUAAACCUGAGGAAGAUAAAAACUUGGGUGGGUCUGGAACAGAGUACGUGCUUUGUUAUCUGAGAGGAGUGUUUGGGAAAGAGGUGGUUGGUGAUGGUCGUGGUGGUUAUCGUCUCUUGGUGAUUGCUGUUCAUGCUGUUUUGAUAGAGUCUGGCUUUGUUAGAGUUGACCCUGUCUCAAAAAUGAUUCUUGAUGGGUUUAAUACUGAGGAAUGCUCUUCGUCUUCUUUCAAUUUGGUGCUUUCAUACACUCUUCCUCAGAUUUUAUGUAAUGGGAAUGGAGUUGAAACUGUUUCAUUGAAGUUUGUGAGUCUAGAAAAGUUUAUUUUCAUUUAUGGACUUCCUGGGUCAUAUCAAGUGUAUCUGCACAAAGAGCCAUUGGUUUCGUUCUUGUACGUUGUGUGGGCAAAUUGUGAGUUGUUUGAUGAAACUCAUGGAAAGGAUUUGUUCUCUGGUACAUACCCUGAAAAGGAAGUGUUUGAAUUUUGGAAGAUUGUGAAAGAUAAAAUUGCAUUGCCUCUUCUAAUAGAUUUAUGUGAGAAGGCUGGUUUGGCACCUCCACCAUGCUUUAUGCGCCUACCCACCGAUCUUAAACUUAAGAUUUUGAAGUCACUGGCCGGCGUUGAUCUUGCAAAACUGGGAUGUGUAUGUCUGGAGCUGCUUUUUUUGUCAUCUAAUGACGAUUUGUGGAAGCAGAAGUUUGUGGAGCAGUUUGGCAAUGUGGAAGGAUCAAAGGGAGACGGCCAUUGGAAAGGGAAGUUUGCCAAGUGUUGGGAGUGCAGGAAAAUGUCUUGUCCAUCUCGUAUGGGUGUGAGAAGAGAUCCUAAUCCAUCGGGGGUUCCAGGAUUUAUAGGUGGUAAUUAUCAUCACUUGCCAGUCUUGCCAGUUCUUGCCAUCUCACCACCACCAGGCCAAGCCUUUGGUCAUUAUGACUACUUGCCAUCCCAGCACCAGCACCACCGUCACCUGGCCGAGCCUUUCAACAUCAUCCAGCACCACAGAAUUUCAGGCUUCAUUGUAAUUUGGGAGGACAGGGUGCCUUAUCUCGGAGUUUGAAUUAUCGUUGAUCAUGGUUGAAUGCUGAUUCUGAGUCCCUUUUGAGGUAGUACAAUAUAUGCUAUGACAUUAAGCGUUUGUUAGGUCACUUACUAGAAGAAGAGAAAAGUCAGGAACAUGUCUUAUGUUGAAUAUUUUACAUGGUUUUAAAUAUUUAUCUUACUAGAAGAAGAGAAAA